CAAAAUUAAACCUAAAUCUGAAAUUUUGAUGGCUUAUAAGCAGCAGUUGUUGCAUGAGCUACUGAAUGAAGAACAGGAACCAUUUCACUUAAACACCUACAUUGCAGACAGGCAAUCUCAACUCACAAAAACCAGUCCCAGAAACACUUUACUAAUCAAGAAACGAAAGCCCAGAAUUGAUACUUCACCUACAAAUAUAAAACAUAGCAGUCUCUGUAAGAAUGCAUGCCUUUUCUCGUUCCAAAAUUCGCCGGACUACCGAAAAUCACCCUUGCAGAGCCCAUGUAAAUUGCCGAAUCGUGCUGUUUUUCUUCAUAUUCCUGCUAAAACUGCUGCACUUCUUGUUGAAGCCGCAUUGAGAAUUCAGACAAAGCAGUCAAAAUGGAAAACCCAGAUUAAAAAUGUCGGGUUUGGGUUGUUUGGGUCCAUUUUCAAGAGGCCGAAAGAUCGUACCCACAACAAAAGACGCAUGCUUGGUGUCUGUGAUAAUGAGGUCAAAGUUUCAAGAAAUUCUGAGCCAAAAAUUGACGAAAAGAUGAACAUGGAUAUUAGAAUUUCUUGUUCUUGUGAUACUUGGUCAUCGAGUAACGAGGAGAAAUCUUUGGAUUUGGAGACCUCCACUAGCUGCUGUUCUGAAGGGAGUGCCGAUGGAGAUUUUGCUUCUUGUGAAAAGCGUUUCUGCUCAAGCCCUUACAGAUUUACUCUACAGAAAAGCCAAUCAUCCUCCGGUCGUCAGACGCCUGAUUUUUCUUCGCCGGCAGCUACUCCUAGCAGCCUCAAAAAAGGGGAGAAAGCAAAUUGUGGAACAAAAAGUUCGGAAGGAGUACGAGGAGAAGAAGAGGAAGAAAAUGAUCAGUUUAGUCCAGUAUCAGUGUUGGAUCCUCCCUUUGAAGAGGACGAUGGACAAGAAAGUGCGGGUGUAACCAAGGACAGUUAUGAUCUUGAAUGCAGCUAUGUAAAUGUACAAAGUAGGUAGAGAU
This is a messenger RNA of Olea europaea var. sylvestris, 980 nucleotides long. RefSeq lists its product as uncharacterized. The record is from RefSeq and is a predicted model, not a curated record. The transcript is spliced from 2 exons. The coding region runs from base 29 to 976 and encodes 315 amino acids. Lineage: Eukaryota; Viridiplantae; Streptophyta; Magnoliopsida; Lamiales; Oleaceae.